UUUGACAACUAACAAAGUUCUAACCUCAAAACUCCGAUGCCUCUGAUCUCCUGCGACGGCGCUCCGCCGCCACUCUUAAUGGUGGUGGAAUAUCUCGAAUCUUCCAUGUCGAAUGACCUCCUCUACAAGUUCCCCGACAACUCCGCCUUCGAUUUCAACUACGCCCAGAGCUCCAUUUGGUCCCCUCUCCUCCCCCGCGCCGCGCCGCCAGGCAGCGACGGCGGCGUUGUUUCAAGAAAGCUCACUUAUGAAGAAGUGGGCUUGCUUGAAAACACCAAGAAAAUUGCUGGGAAAAUCAAGAGGAAGUUCACCGAUGCUGUGCUUAACAAUGUGAGCAGAUGCAUCAAGAUGAAGAGGCGGAGGCGGAGGUCUUUCAGGUUUUCUCCGGUGGCCCCGCCGCGGCGCCACCCCUCACCUAGUCCCAAGGGAUUGGCUAAAGUGAUGAAGGGUGCAGCUAAUCAUUUUAAGAAGAGAAUGAAGAAAAGUUCGAAUUUGGAUUUCGAUCAUUCAUAAUUUAUUGUGUUAUUCUUGAAUCUUGAUCUUACUCAGAUCAUUUUUUUUCUCAGUUGUAUUUUGGUACUAUUACACUAUUAUUUUAAAUUGUGAUAUGUCAUACAAAUAUUUUAUUUAAUGUAGUAGUUUCAAAUUUAACUA
Molecule: messenger RNA, 654 nt
Organism: Salvia splendens (bonfire salvia)
Lineage: Eukaryota; Viridiplantae; Streptophyta; Magnoliopsida; Lamiales; Lamiaceae
Exons: 2
Coding region: 37-513 (158 amino acids)
Source: RefSeq, a predicted model, not a curated record